Peromyscus eremicus (cactus mouse) is the source of this 855-nucleotide messenger RNA. RefSeq names its product cerberus 1, DAN family BMP antagonist (gene Cer1). Gene Ontology annotation, molecular function: morphogen activity. The record is from RefSeq and is a predicted model, not a curated record. The transcript has 2 exons. Gene Ontology annotation, biological process: signal transduction involved in regulation of gene expression; determination of heart left/right asymmetry. NCBI's taxonomy places the organism in Eukaryota, Metazoa, Chordata, Mammalia, Rodentia, Cricetidae. Bases 1 to 855 code for a protein of 284 amino acids.
AUGUAUCUCCUCUUACUUCAGCUGCUUAUGCUGUUGCCUCUGGGGAAGGCAGGCCGAUGUGUGGACAGCUGCCAGAGUCAGAGCUCUUUUUCCUUUGUGCUCCUAGAAAGGGGUCGCAGAGAUCUCCACAUGGCCAACCAUGAGGAAGCAGAAGACAAGCCAGAUCUGUUUGUGGCGGUGCCACACCUCAUAGGCGCCAGCCAGGCUGGGGAAGGCCAGAGGCAGAGAGAGAAGAUGCUGUCCAGGCUUGGAAGACUCUGGAAGAAACCUGAGACAGAACUUCACCCCAUAAAGGAUGUGGAAAGUGAUCAUGUCUCACUGGGGAUCCAGGCCCUCACUCAGUCAGCAGAUGAGAGGAAAGUGGAGAGAUCACCUCUUCAGGAGGAAGCCAAGAAAUUCUGGCAUCGCUUCAUGUUCAGAAAAGGCCCAGCCUCCAGGGGGGUCAUCUUGCCCAUCAAAAGCCAUGAAGUACAUUGGGAGACCUGCAGGACAGUGCCCUUCAACCAGACAGUUGCCCACGAAGACUGUGAAAAAGUUGUUGUCCCGAACAACCUCUGCUUUGGGAAAUGCGGGUCCAUUCAUUUUCCUGGAGCCGAGACACAUCCCUACAACUUCUGCUCCCACUGCUCACCCACCAAACUCACCACCAUGCACUUGAGGCUGAACUGCACUAGCCCAAGCCCCGUGGUCAAGGUGGUGACACAAGUGGAGGAGUGCCAGUGUGUGACAAAGACAGAACAUGGAGAGGAGCACUUCCUAGCAGCUGGUUCCCACGAGUCCUUCAUCCCUGGGCUUUCUGCUUCCAAAGCCAUCCCACGAUUACCUCUGAAAGCAAAGCCUUUGCAGAACAAGUGA